AUGAGUAGUACCUACUGUGGUAACUCUUCAGCUAAGAUGAGUGUCAACGAAGUAUCAGCUUUCUCAUUGACUCUGGAGCAAAAAGCUGGCUUUGCUUUUGUCGGAAUUUUGUGUAUUUUCUUGGGACUUCUUAUUAUCAGAUGCUUCAAAAUCCUUCUAGACCCGUAUAGUAGCAUGCCGUCCUCUACAUGGGAAGAUGAAGUUGAAGAGUUUGAUAAAGGGACAUUUGAAUAUGCACUAGCAUGA
This is a messenger RNA of Pteropus alecto (black flying fox), 246 nucleotides long. It is a transcript of the gene CTXN2, whose product is annotated as cortexin 2. NCBI's taxonomy places the organism in Eukaryota, Metazoa, Chordata, Mammalia, Chiroptera, Pteropodidae. The record is from RefSeq and is a predicted model, not a curated record. The coding region runs from base 1 to 246 and encodes 81 amino acids. The transcript has a single exon.